AUGAAUACUGUGGAUUACAGUGCUGGACACAAAGUUUUGGUUGAUCGUCCUGCUCCAAAGGAACCGGGCCAAUUUUCUGGUCGUGUGCACGAUGAAGGAUACGAGCGACGAGCUCUACCAUUGGCUGUCUCCUCUCUUCACGCGAAUAGGGAUGACAACAAAUCAAAUGUGUCAUCAGAGCGCGGGAAGAUAAAUCGAAGCAACAAGCUUUUGGAAGGGAGAAGUUUACCGUGUCCUGUCUGUGGUAAGAUUUUCGUGGCCAUGAAAAAUCUGGAAUCUCACAUGAAAAGUCAUACCAAACAUCGGCCCUACCAGUGCUCAGACUGCGGUAGAAGCUUUUCGCUCCCUAAUACCCUCGUCUGUCACACUCGUGUACAUACAAAGGAGCGACCUUACGCGUGCUCGCUGUGCUUAAAGUCUUUUACGCAGGCCAGUACCCUCAAAUCGCACGUUAUUUACAAACACACCAAACAAUUCCCUCACAAGUGCGACACCUGUGGGCGGGGCUUUAUUUCUCCUGGUCAAAAAAUGGAGCACGUGACACGCCUUCACGGUCCAGAAGCGAGCGUGGACACUCAACAAUAA
This is a messenger RNA of Limulus polyphemus (Atlantic horseshoe crab), 585 nucleotides long. Its product is annotated as gastrula zinc finger protein XlCGF67.1-like. Bases 1 to 585 code for a protein of 194 amino acids. The transcript has a single exon. The record is from RefSeq and is a predicted model, not a curated record. Lineage: Eukaryota; Metazoa; Arthropoda; Merostomata; Xiphosura; Limulidae. Gene Ontology annotation, cellular component: nucleus.